UAACACAAACUGCUAAUCUAAGCUAUCUGAAAGGAUUCCAACGUCAACGACUUUCAGUGUAAUCCUGGACUCAAUAUGUCGCUUUUUCCGGCAUACGGCGAUUGCGAGCAAAAGGACAAUCCAAAUGCCGCAGUGCAGCAAUCGGAUUCUGCAGCUACUGUCAAUGCUGAUAUUAUUAAAUGGCAGAGCAAUUGCAGCUACGAGUUGCCUGCCGAAGCUGCGGAUAAGCUGGACUCGACGAGUAGCUCCGACUGCCACAAAUCCGAUUCCGAUGCCGGUUCCCAUUCUGGCUCCGAUUCGAGCCGAUGCUCCUCUCCUGCCACCAAGCCGAGCAAUGCCAUUACACAGCGUACCUUGGAAUUUAAUGCCACUGUCGAAUUCUAUGUGGACAAGUCAUCCAAUAAGCGACACGAAAAAUGGGACACGCUGCCGCCACUGUCGCGGCCAAAGUACACGAUCAGGAUGAGCCGCUUGACAGACCCAAGUUGCCAGCGGCCAAAGCAGCGCAAACUGAAGAAGCGCAAACGUCUGAGCAAGAGCCUCCAGCCCGGCGCUGAGCCAAAGCUGACCGCGGCAGAGUUGGAGGCAAAAAUGCAGCGCAUACAAGAGCUCAAUACCAUGGUGGCCAAUCAUCCGCAAUAUUUAAGCAAUUGGAUUGAGCUGCAUCAGCUGCUCGGACAGAAUGUGUCCAAAAGCAAUCGACUGGCCGUCGCCGAGCAGCAGCUGCACAAGCUGGAAACAGCGCUCAAUCAUCAUCCCGGCAAUGAGCAGCUGCUGCAGCUGUAUGUGGACACGGCGAGUUCCACGUAUCCGGAUAGUCAGGUGGCCACCAAGAUCGAGCAGCUGCUGGAGCGCACACCAUACGAGUAUACCCUGUGGACGGCCCUCAUAAUGACCACGCAGGGCACGAUGGCGCGCUGCAAUGUGCCGGAUGUGCUGCACAUAUAUGAGCAGUGCAUGCGUCGCAUGCAUCUGGGACCCAAGGAUAAGCGCCAGCAUACGGAUGAACUGAUGCUGAAGCUCUUUCACAACUGUGUCCUCUUUCUGCGCCAAUCGGCGAACUGUGGCCACAUGUUUUCGCUGCUGAAACUGGCGCUGGAACUGAAUUUCCAUCAUCUGAAUUUCGAUUGCUUUGAGGCGUGCGCAGCAAAGGAGACGCCGCUGGUCGAAUACGAGGAGCUGGUGCUGCGCUCCGGCAUGCCCAUGCCAGAGAUAUGGACACGCAUCGAACGUUUGCGGCAGGCGUACAAUUUUCUGCCGUAUCCACAGUUGCGUCGUGGCCAAAUGCAGCUGGACGUUGCCGUCGGUCUCGAUCCGCAGCGCUGCAUCUACACGGACGACGUCUGCCACUAUAUAUACCCAUUGAAGUCCAUGGAUAACACAAUGCAGCUGCUGCUGCAGACGCUGCAGCUGACCAAGCUGCCGUUUGUGCGCACCAAUUGCUUGGCGGAGCGUCUGUGCGCGCGCAUCGAUCAAAUUGGCGACUCCGAGGCCAUUGAGAUGCUGCUCGCUGGCCUGGCCGAGCGCUAUAGUUAUGCGCUGCCGGCGCAGAGCGCUGGCCGUGCGGACUACACCAGCGGCAUGCUCCAGAUGGCCAAGGAGCUGUGCGUCAGUCCCAGCUUUAUGCCGCACGUGAUCGGGCAUGAGCUCUAUGUGGACUGCCUUGGCCAGCUGCUGCUCAAAUGCAGCGCAGCCUUUACGGCGUCCGAGAACAGAUCGAAGCGUUUGGUCUUUCUGCUGCUCUGGUUCCGUUUCGAGCGCCUGUUGCUGCUGCUGCACAAGCUGACCGGAAAUCUGACUUUGGAGCACGGGCGCCAGGCGCGCAAGCGUAUGCGGCAGCUGUUGGGCGAGCCCGAAAACCGGGACAUCACCUGCCUGUUCACGGAGAUGGCCAUGUGCGAGUAUGAGCUGGCAUCCAAUUCCGAGGAACUGCAGCGCUGCACGCUCAUUUUCGAACGCAUUCUGGCGAACGCAUCUGGCACAGACUGCUUGGAUGCGGAGCUGCUGCAGGCGUUUGUGGUGCGCGCCGAGAUGCUAUUGGCGCUGCAACAGCCCGAACAGGCGCUGCACUUGCUCAGCUGUCUGGCGCUGCAGCGGCGCACAGACAGCGACGCUGCGUCCAUUGCGCUGGAGCGCAGCACAGUGCUAACGCAUAGCCGCCAGCUAUUGGAUGCGGCAUUGGGCGCAGCUGCAGAGCAGGCUGCUCAGACGGCGCAGGCCAUGCCGCUGGAGGAUUACUUUAUGCCCAAUCGAUUGCUGUUGCUGUUGCGCGCCCAUUGCCUGCUGCUGUGCCUGCUGGACACGGCACAGGCAGCCCAGGAGCUGUUGCAGCAGCUGCUUCACCAGCCGCUGUUCGCCCUGGAGCCGACUCAGCUGGAGCGCACGCGCUGCCGUCAUUUGCGAGAGCAGCUGCGCGAACUGCAGCUAUUGCUGCUGCAAUUGCCGCACAGGACGCGGGCUACGCGUGGCACACAGCUGGUCAGCAUGCUGGAGCUGUCGCUCGAGGAGUUUCCACGCAAUUUGGCCUUCCUGCAGCGCUGGUCAACGCUCGUCACGCUGCCCUGGUAUAAGCUGCGGGCACGGACAAUUCGCACAAAGGCCGGCAUAUUGGCGCUGCUUCAUUUGGUCAUCGCGACGCACUGCCGCUUCGUCCAGCAGGCGGGCAAGUCCGGCGACAUUGAUGAGCAGCAGCGUGCACAGCUGUUGCACAAUCGCCUGCUGAGCAUUUUCGAGACAUUUCUGCCCAACAAUCCGCAUCGCUCCAGCAUCGAGGCCGAACAGUAUGCGAUCCUGCGCCGCAACUCCUUGUAUUGGCGCCUCUAUUUGCGCUGCCUAUCCACAGAGCGGACCAGCUUUGAGCGGAGCAAGCGCUGCCUGCUGAUGGCAAUGGACGAAUGCCCCUGGGACAAGGCGCUCUACAUGGAUGGCGUUACCUAUGUGCCGCAGGAGUUGGGCAAUCUGCAGGAUGUCAUGACUGAGAAGCAGCUGCGCAUUUACGCGCUGCCCGAGGAGCUUAAUGUGCUGCGCGAGGCAUAGGACUUGUUUAAAAAACAAUUCAAUAUAUACAUCA
Molecule: messenger RNA, 3070 nt
Organism: Drosophila novamexicana
Lineage: Eukaryota; Metazoa; Arthropoda; Insecta; Diptera; Drosophilidae
Exons: 3
Coding region: 76-3036 (986 amino acids)
Biological process (GO): negative regulation of RNA catabolic process; regulatory ncRNA-mediated post-transcriptional gene silencing
Cellular component (GO): catalytic step 2 spliceosome
Source: RefSeq, a predicted model, not a curated record